UCCUACCGACUGAUUUGAAAUUUCAAUCUUACAACCCAAUCAUUCCGAGCGCUUCUUCACUUUCCAGGCAGGAAGGAAGUUGCUAAUGAUCGUGUCCGAGUUCGUUAUGGGGAUCUGCCUGUUCGGUCUCGGUGGAUUUACGAUGAUGCGAGAACGCGACGUUCAUCUAGGGGAGCGAAUCGCUUGGUUCCCCUUGCUGAUAACGAGCAUUUAUAUCCUAGCCUUUUGUUUCGGCGCAGGUGAGCCAUGCCCCCGGUACAUCGUUCUCCUCGUGAGCAAGUUCAGGGUACAGGAGCGACUUUCAGAUCCCCUUUGUCCCGCAGGACCCGUGCCCUGGACCUACAUGGGUGAAAUAUUCCCUCCGGAGUUGAAGGGGGUCGCUUCUUCGAGCGCCGCAUUCCUCAAUUGGCUCCUGGCGUUCGUAGUGACCGUUCCCUUUUCUUCGAUGAUAGCCGCGAUCGGGGGUUCCGCCACCUUUUGGAUAUUCUCCGUAAUUUGUUUCCUCAAUGUUGCAUUCUGCUACUUUUGCAUGAUCGAAACGAAGGGGAAAACGCUCGAAGAAAUAUUGAGGGAACUGGGUGUCAGUCGGGCAGCAGGUGCCUAUCCCGAUUUCCAGAAUACCGGCGAGGAUAUCCCGAAAAGAAAAUAACUAGAAUCCACCCCGAGGGAAUAUCCGAAAUUCGAUCGCGACUCGGAGAGCCAAACGAAUGACUAGUUUUUCUGCACUUCGGAUGCUGUGGAUCGAAGAAAGAAUACCUGCAAAUUUACGGAUACCGGAAGUAUAACGACCGAAGUGGCGGUCCCAUGCACGAAUGAUGUGAGGGUGUUUCGAGGACCGUAGGGUAUACGCGGAUGAAUUUUAACGACUGUACAGUACGCUUGUACGCAUGGUGUACAGUGCAAAAAUAUAUUUUAAUUAACGAGACGAAG
Molecule: messenger RNA, 930 nt
Organism: Athalia rosae (coleseed sawfly)
Lineage: Eukaryota; Metazoa; Arthropoda; Insecta; Hymenoptera; Athaliidae
Product: facilitated trehalose transporter Tret1-2 homolog
Exons: 1
Coding region: 86-649 (187 amino acids)
Biological process (GO): transmembrane transport
Cellular component (GO): membrane
Molecular function (GO): myo-inositol:proton symporter activity
Source: RefSeq, a predicted model, not a curated record